AGGCCUCAGGAAGAGGCGUGAGCAUGGAGCGGCUUUGGGGUCUACUCGAGAGAGCGCAAGAAUUGUCCCCUCGAACCUCUCGGACCAUCUAUAAGCGGGUUGAAGGCACCCAGCAGGGGCACCUGGAGGAAGAAGAGGAAGACAGGGAAGAGGGAUCCGAGCCCCCGGCCCACUUCUGCCCCAUGGAGCUAAGGGGCCCCGAGCCCCUGGGCUCUAGACCAAGGCAGCAAAACCUCGGAGCCUGGCUGGCAGCAGGAGGAAGGGCCACGCCUUACCUGGUCCUGACAGCCCUGCUGAUCUUCACUGGGGCCUUCCUCCUGGGCUACGUGGCCUUCCGAGGAUCCUGCCAGGCCUGCGGGGACGCUGUGCUGGUGGGCAACGAGGACGUCAGCUAUGAGCUGAGCCCUGACUACCACCAGGGCCCGUUGUACUUGCGUGACCUCCAGGCCAUGUUCCUGCGGUUCUUGGAGGAGGGACACCUGGAGGACACCAUCAGGCAAACCAGCUCUCGGGAACGAACGGCUGGCUCGGCCGGCAUGGCUGCCUUGGCUCAGGACGUCCGCUCCGAGUUCUCCCGCCAGAAGCUGGACCACGUGUGGACUGACACACACUACGUGGGGUUGCAGUUCCCAGACCCGGAUCACCCCAACACCCUGCACUGGGUGGGUGCGGCCGGGAGAGCCGGGGAGCAGCUGCCUCUGGAGGACCCCGACGUCUACUGUCCCUACAGUGCCACCGGCAACACCACGGGAGAGCUGGUGUACGCCCACUACGGGCGGCUGGAGGACCUGCAGAACCUACGGGCCCAGGGCGUGGAGCCAAAGGGGCGCCUCCUGCUGGUGCGCGUGGGGAGGAUCAACUUCGCCCAGAAGGUGGCCAGUGCCCAGGACUUCGGGGCUCAAGGAGUGCUCAUAUACCCUGACCCAGCAGACCUGACCUCACACACACACAAGCUAGGCCUGUCCAGCCACCGGGCUGUGUACGGACAUGUGCACCUGGGAACUGGGGACCCCUACACGCCUGGCUUCCCCUCCUUCAAUCAAACCCAGUUUCCUCCAGUCCAGUCCUCUGGCCUCCCCACAAUCCCAGCCCAGCCCAUCAGUGCAGACACUGCCUCCCGCCUGCUGAGGAAGCUUAAAGGUCCUGUAGCCCCUAAGGAAUGGCAGGGGCACCUCCCAGUGUCCUCUUACCGCCUGGGCCCUGGGCCGGGCCUGCACCUAACGGUCAACAACCGCAGGACCUCCACCCCUAUCAGCAACAUCUUUGGCUGCAUUGAGGGCCACUCUGAGCCAGAUCACUAUGUUGUCGUCGGGGCCCAGAGGGACGCAUGGGGCCCAGGAGCAGCCAGGUCUGCCGUGGGGACCGCCAUAUUGUUGGAGCUAGUGAGGACCGUUUCCUCCAUGGUGAGCAACGGCUUCCGGCCCCGAAGAAGUCUUCUCUUCAUUAGCUGGGAUGGAGGCGACUUUGGGAGUGUGGGCUCCAUGGAAUGGCUGGAGGGCUACCUCAGUGUGCUGCACCUCAAAGCGGUCGUCUACGUGAGCCUGGACAACGCAGUGCUGGGGGAUGACAGGUUUCACGCCAAGACCAGCCCCCUUCUCAUCAACCUCAUCAAGACCAUCCUAAAGCAGGUGGACUCUCCUAAUCACAGUGGACAGACCCUCUAUGAGCAGGUGGUGGUCACCAACCCCAGCUGGGAGGCUGAGGUGAUCCGACCCCUGCCCAUGGACAGCAGCGCCUAUUCCUUCACCGCCUUUGCGGGGGUUCCUGCGGUUGAAUUUUCUUUCCUGGAGGACGACCAGGCGUAUCCGUUCCUGAACACAAAAGAGGACACGUACGAGAACCUGCACGCGGCGCUGCGAGGCCGCCUGCCCGCAGUGGCCCGGGCUGUGGCUCUCCUUGCCGGCCAUCUGCUCACCCGGCUCAGCCAUGAUCACCUGCUGCCGCUCGACUUCGGCUGCUACGGAGACGUCGUCCUCAGUCACAUUGGCAGCCUCAACGAGUUCUCCGGGGACCUCAAGGUUGAGAGCCUGGUUGCUGGGAAUGGUCGUGGUCCUCAGAGGGAAUGUGGGAGCGAGACUCAGGAGGUUGAUGUGAAUGUGGAGUUCUACUUCCUGUCCCAAUACGUGUCGCCAGCUGACUCCCCAUUCCGCCACAUCUUCCUGGGCCAUGGAGACCACACACUUGGCGCCUUGCUGGACCACCUACGGCUGCUUCGAAAGAGUGACUCUGGGGCCCUAGGGACCUCCUCUCCUGGGGUUGCACCCAGCCUAGGCUUCCAGGAGAGCCGCUUCCGUCGCCAGCUGGCCCUGCUCACCUGGACGCUGCAGGGGGCAGCCAACGCACUUGGUGGGGAUGUCUGGAAUAUCGACAACAACUUCUGA
This is a messenger RNA of Orycteropus afer afer, 2381 nucleotides long. It is a transcript of the gene TFR2, whose product is annotated as transferrin receptor 2. Gene Ontology annotation, cellular component: external side of plasma membrane. Gene Ontology annotation, molecular function: transferrin receptor activity. The record is from RefSeq and is a predicted model, not a curated record. Lineage: Eukaryota; Metazoa; Chordata; Mammalia; Tubulidentata; Orycteropodidae. Gene Ontology annotation, biological process: endocytic iron import into cell; transferrin transport.